AUGGAUGAUAAACAUCAUACUUCAAAAACUGUGGCAGUGGUUGGUGGUGGCCUGUGUGGCGCGCUUUGUGCCUGUUUCUUUGGCAAACACGGCAUAAAAGUGCAUUUAUUUGAAUUACGAUCAGAUAUUCGUCAGCAAGAGGUUGUUGUUGGACGGAGUAUUAAUAUGGCACUGAGUAAACGUGGUCGUGAUGCAUUGAAUUAUGUAGAUUGUGAAGAUUUAAUUGUUAAAAAUGGUAUUCCGAUGUAUGCCAGAAUGAUUCACGAUCUUGAUACCAGAACACAUCCCAUACCCUAUGGUACAUCAAAAGAUCAACAUAUUUUAUCGAUUGAUAGACGAAUAUUAAAUGAAUUGUUACUAACAGAAGCAGAUAAAUAUCCAAAUAUCACAAUACACUUUGAACAUAAAUUUUUCUCGUGGGAUCCGGAUCAGAAAAAAGCUGUAUUUUAUGAUGGCAAUGGUGAAAGACGUGAAUUUUCUAAUUUGGAUGCAAUUAUAGGAUGUGAUGGAUCAUAUUCAGCUGUACGUAAUGCAUUAAUGAAAUUUGAAAAGAUUAAUUUUUCACAAGAUUAUGUACCAUCGCAUUACAUGGAAUUUCGUAUAGCACCCAUGAACGGCGAGUUUGCAAUGGAAACUAAUCAUUUACACAUAUGGCCUCGUCGAGAGUUCAUGUUAAUCGCCUUACCAAAUCUGGAUAAAUCAUUUACCACUACAUUGUUUUUACCCAUAAAUAUUUUUAAUGCCAUUCAGACUGAAGAUCAAUUAAUUGAUUUUUUUCAAACAUAUUUUCCCGAUGCUAUCUAUUUUAUUGGAAAAAAAAAUAUAAUUACUAACUAUUUUUCAUCUAAACCAUUACCAUUAAUAUCUAUCAAAUGUGCACCACAUCAUUCAUCUUCGGCCUCUAUGGUAAUACUAGGCGAUGCAGCUCAUGCUAUGCAACCAUUUUAUGCUCAAGGUAUGAAUUCAUCAUUUGAAGAUUGUCUUAUUUUAUUUGAGCAAUUGAAUGCCUACAAUUUUGAUUUUAAACAAGCAUUUUUGGGUUACUCUGAACAACGUGUAGCAAAUUCACAUGCCAUUGUCGAUUUAUCAUAUUAUAAUUACUUAGAAAUGAGAGAUCACGUUUCACAAACAUCUUAUUUAGUACGAAAAAAAGUGGACAAUUUAUUUUAUCGAUUAUUUUCAUCCUAUUGGAUACCAUUAUAUUCAAUGAUAGCAUUUACUCGUAUACCUUAUCUUAAAUGUCUUCAAUUAAAACAACGACAGGAUAAAAUAUUGAAAACUUUUCGUGUCAUAUCUUAUACUAUUUUUGGUCUAUAUUUAUUUAAAGAAUUUGCUAUACGUGUUAUUAAACCGUUGGCUAUUAAAUUUAUUGUUCGAAAAAUUUUACCAAAUUUUGUUGCAGAAAAAGUUGUUUAA
Messenger RNA from Didymodactylos carnosus, 1416 nucleotides. Lineage: Eukaryota; Metazoa; Rotifera; Eurotatoria; Philodinida; Philodinidae. The record is from the annotation of a GenBank genome assembly.